GAUUGCGGAAGGCAGAAUACUGCCUUGAUUAAAAGGACUGUUCAAAGCCUCUCUCUUGGACACUCUUUUCCAAGCCGGUAGUUGGAAACACUGGUGUUCUCUGAGUCCACAGAAAUUGUUUCUUGGUCUCAGUUUCACAAGAACACAGCAUAUUUUUCCAGGAUCUUUGUCUUUCUUCUGAGCAUAUCCUCACUUUAAUCAUGUUCCUCAAACCAUCCCCCGAGCGAUCCCUGGCAUCAUUGACCUCACACGGAAUCCUUUCCAAUGAGCCAUGGCGUCGUUUGAAGCAGAAAGUUUCCCGCCACAGAUGGCAAAAGGCCGCAGCCACAAAUGGGUCAUCCGCAACGGUUGAUAGUAGCGAUAUCAAAGUUGGAGAUGGUAUUUCGGCAGCAGCUUGCAACGAUCUCAACUACCCAUGGGGUCACCAAAUCAAGCCAAUUAUUUUGGAACCUGCGUUCUAUGAGGCCCUGGACCAACUGCUACACAGGUUCAAAUACCAAUCUAUUCCUUCAAAUGAUGACCAUUACAAAGCCCAUGGAGCGCAGGGCCACAAAAUCAACUCGAGGAAGCCCGAAGAAAGGAAUCACAAAGGGAAGAGUACUCGUCAAGAUGCUCGACAUCCUGGGUCUGGCGGCGGAGGCAAAGGCAGUGGGGGCAAAGGGGGGGACGGAGAACCACCGCCAGAUGGCCACCGAUAUCCUCCUCGCGACGAAGUCCAGCUCCCCAAGAUCUUCGGAUGUCCCUUUCACAUCACAGACCCGGUACAAUAUCAUGAGUGCGGCAACUUUCGCUUACGUCGAUUAAGUGAUGUCUUCCAGCACAUCGAACGGUGCCACCUACUACAAGAGGUCAAGCUGUGCACACCUCGUGGCGCCGAGGCAGCUCGCAAGAACGGAAAUGAGAAGGGGGCUUGCACAGACAGCAACCUCAUCAAAAUCUACGAUGCGACAUGUCGUCAGGAGUUUCAUGGCCCCCGCGCUGAGGGCAACUUCAAACUCCAUUGUGCUAGCAAAACAUGCCAACCAAAGACGAUUGAGGAGACCGGCAUGCUGCUUCCUGAGGAGUUCGAAGAUCUCAAGGACAAGCGUGAUAGGGCGAAGGGUCUUGUAGCCAAGUGGUACGCAAUGUGGAUGGUGUGUUUUCCACCUCUGACUUCGACAAAGUUUCGAACCGUCCCGGCCUCUCCAUACGUCCAGACAAUCUUUACUCGCGAGGCCGGCCAGAUGGUGAUCCUCCAAGUGCUUUCGGGGUUUGGUAUCUCAACGGAGUACCACCGGCCCAUGUCUGAUCAGAUCGUAAACGGACUAUAUCCUGUUCAGUUCCAAGCAGACUCUGAAGUCCAACAGGCAGUCAAAGAUCAGCAGAGAAAGCGAAAUUCGAUGCUCCAAGAUGCGGAAUUUGAAGAGUUUUGCAGAUCAACCUUUAAUUCAUCAGAACUUACAUCACCAGGCUUUCCCUCUGCUGGUCCUUCACAGCAUCAAUCACAACAACAAAUGCCAGAACAACCAAGCAAUGGCACCGUGGAUCUCUCAAAUUCGCUUUCACGACAACUACAAAUGUCGCAAGGGACAUACCGUGGUCUGCCUUCAUAUUUCCCUCCCAGCGAAACCCAAGCACCUCCCGAAAUGGCUAAUCCUGUAUAUCAGCAGUAUAUGGAAUGGGAAGGCUACUAUCCUCCGAAUGGGUUCACUGGCAACUGUAACGGCACCCGGUAGUCAUUUUUAGAUGACUUCCUUUCUGUGUCCCUUCUUUUCUUUAUGUCAACAGGAAGUAUAUAUAUGUUGUGCAAGGCACAUACAUAUAUUUUUGUCAGUGUAGCAGGGAAAAUCGUGAAAUAUGUUAUGAUUUUUGAUAACAAAGCUGUAUGUGUUUGCUUGGUG
Messenger RNA from Fusarium redolens, 1880 nucleotides. RefSeq lists its product as uncharacterized. The record is from RefSeq and is a predicted model, not a curated record. Lineage: Eukaryota; Fungi; Ascomycota; Sordariomycetes; Hypocreales; Nectriaceae. The coding region runs from base 201 to 1715 and encodes 504 amino acids. The transcript has a single exon.